Molecule: messenger RNA, 938 nt
Organism: Galdieria sulphuraria
Lineage: Eukaryota; Rhodophyta; Bangiophyceae; Galdieriales; Galdieriaceae
Exons: 2
Coding region: 12-917 (301 amino acids)
Source: RefSeq, a predicted model, not a curated record
GCAGCUUGUCGAUGAUAAUCUUAUAUGUGGUUUCUAUUCUCUCUCACCACCCACGUUUCAACAAAAGGUGCCUUAUAUCUCCAACUACCAUUCGGCAACGUCUUCGUCAAGACAGAAAUACUUUCUUACAGUGCAAAGCCAACUUUUCGAGGAGAAUAAGAAACUAUACACGAGCAGCCUUUACACUUGAUGAGCCCAAGUCUUUUCAAACUUUCGCUAUCAACUCUCAGACACUUGUCAGUGAAGAAGCUUCUAAUGUGUUAGAGUUGCCUUGUGGUGCGAAAAGAUUGGAAGAUGCUCCUUGUGGAGACGGUGCAAGUUGUCCUUUUAUAAAAUAUCAGUGUGAACGAGGUCAUAUUAUAAAGGCUUUAAAGGGAAGUCCCGUCUGUAAAGUUUGUCCUUUAUGUACAUAUGAAGCAGAGGCUGAACUUUGUCCUGAACUUCGUCGAGGGUCUACUAAACCUCUAUCUUUGGGAACUAUGCAAAGAAUAGCUUUACGAAGAGGAGGUUUGUGUCUGUCUACAACUUAUAAAAGCGUUCGUGAUAAAUUUUUGUGGCGUUGUGGUGAGGGACACGAAUGGUAUGCUUCUGGAGAUAAUGUAAGGCGAGGAAGUUGGUGUCCAAUUUGUGCAAGAAAAACACAAACAUUAGACUUGUCCGAGUUAGAAGAGUUGGCGAAGGAACGGGGUGGAAGAUGCCUUUCAACAGUAUAUAAAAAUGUACACCAGAAGCUCAAGUGGGAGUGUUCACAAGGCCAUAUAUUUAUGAUGAAUGCAAAUAAUAUUCGAAGAAAAACAAGUUCUUCACGUCCUCCUUCUUGGUGUCCAUUAUGUGCCAAUAUAAAGAGAGGUGAGAAAAGAAAGAAAUCUCAACUACUUCCAUUGCAAUAUUGUUUUCAGGAAAACAAAGCCGAAUAAGCAUUCAUUUAUAAAGAGCAA